This is a messenger RNA of Lodderomyces parapsilosis, 1674 nucleotides long. RefSeq lists its product as uncharacterized. The coding region runs from base 1 to 1674 and encodes 557 amino acids. The record is from RefSeq and is a predicted model, not a curated record. Lineage: Eukaryota; Fungi; Ascomycota; Pichiomycetes; Serinales; Debaryomycetaceae. The transcript has 2 exons.
AUGACAUUCAUAAAACUAGAGGAGUUACGUGCCAGACAAAGGCUCAACUACGACAGCUUUGUUAUCAAACACCAUUUGGAUAAAUUAUUAAGACCAAUUGAAGAAUACAAUAAAAAUUUUGCGAUCCCUAACUCCUCCAUCAAAGAACGUAUUGGAGUAACUGAUGAAUUGGUUGAGAAAUUACGAGAGUUACGAGCACUGCAGGUUUGCACUGACAACUCCACUAUACCACACCUGCUACAACACGAGUUUCCCAUUAAGUUAAGCACAGUUAUAUGCAAUGACAAACAUUUGUUUGAGCUAACUACAUAUUUUAUAAACACAUUGGUUGCAUAUAUCAGAACCAAUGAUUGUCACGAAUAUUUGUCAACUAUUGCCAAGGUUUUGAGCAAUCACUUGAAAACGUUUACUACACAUAGUUCCUUGGCUCCAUACCAACUAUCCUAUAUCAACAGAUUAGUGAGUGAAGUGUUGAAAAUAUGUGAAUCCCAUACCGAAAUCUUGACCGAUUGGUUAAGUGAAGUCACUUUCUCAACAACUACAGCUAGCGGAGUAUGUCGUCACGGAGUGAGCUUACUCCCAAUUCAACAAAUCAUUGAAAACUUCCUCACUAAUGAACUAGAAACAUUUAAAACUGCAAAUUGGGAAAACUUUAUAAAGUUGAGUCAAAACUCACCUGAAUUGAGUGACUAUUUAUGUUCCCAACAAAUUUCCGUUUUUGAUGAGAUGAUCAAAUUGUAUUUCUUCCCAUCUCAAGAGUACCAGUUGUUGCAUAUAUCCGUACUUGAGCCAGUAUUGAGCGCAGUGAUUACAAUAAUGGAGAACUCAAGUACUCCUGUAGGUAGUCAUUACUUUGGAAAAUUCGUCACCAUGUUUAGAAAACACUUGAACUUGCGUGGGUCUCACACCGAUGAUUCGGUAGUGUUCAUUUUGCAUACGUUAUUGAAUUUAGGCGCAACAACAACGUUGAAUCGAUUAGUUGAUGAUUUUCACUUCCAGUUGUAUUUGAAUGAUAAACUUCAAGACCAUCAAAGCUUGGAAACGUUUCUCUAUGUUUUGUCAAAAAUAUUGUAUAAACAAGACCAAGGAUUUUUGAAAUUACUGAGUACCAAGAACCGAACCCAGAUGUUGAUUCACAAUUCCAACUUUAUGCACUACUUGCGAAUCAAGGUUAAGAAAAUCCAUAAUGAUGAUGCAGAACAAGUUUCUCACAGAUUCACUGACAUUUUAACCCAAUAUUCAUCAUCACUUGAACCUUAUAUCGUUGAUACACAUAGUGCAUUGAUAUUCCAAUAUUUUAAAUUGUUGUUGCAAUAUUUCCAAAACAAACCUUCACUUGACACCUCCUUGAACCAACUUUCAUUGAUGAUGUUUCUCAAGUUCAAUAUGCACCACAAUGCAACCUUCAUUGAAGUUGUAAAUUACCUUAUUGUCAGCUAUGAACUUUACCACCACCAUAUGAAAUUGUACGAAAUGUAUCAAUACGAUCCUAUCGAGUCGCUGAAAAUAGUUGCGCAAUGUGUAACCCCACCUGACAGUGAAAUUUUGAGCUAUUAUGGAGUUGAAAAUCUGGCCAAGUGCAUCAAUUACGUGGCGUUGCCGCUACAGUUGGAGUUGUGUAAGCAAUUGAUUACCGAUCUUUAUAUCUGUUGCAAAUUGAAGCCAGAUGGGUGA